CACCCAGUCAGGUGACACAUAUUUGUCUGUCUGAUCCCCUAGGAAAAUGAGCCAUGUUGAAGCUGAUAUUCUGCCUGCUGUGUCUGAGUUUGUGUGUGGAUCGGUCGUUGACCUGUCUUCAGUGUUUCAUCUCAUCAUAUGACAGCGUUCGUCUAUGCUGGGGCCAUAUCCUCAUCAAGGAAAAUAUCCGUAAUGUGGAUGCAUGCAUGGUGCUAUUGGACAACAUUUUCAACUUCAACCAGACCGUCAUUAAUGCAGGCAGAGUUGGGAGAGGCUACGACCAAACACUCACAGACAUCAUGGUGGCACAGAUCAUGCCAUUGCUGGAGGAGUUCGACCAGAAGACUCACAGUGGGGCGGGGGGUUUGUGCUCGAGCUCGGUGUGACAGAAGGCUCUCUGCUGGUCAUGAGAGUACUCAGUGUGCCGCUGGGAAGAUAGGAUAGGAAUGCCGCUCUUGUUCUUCUUCUCUGCUUACAUGCUGAGAGCUUCAGGACGAACAGCAGUGGAGUGAAGAUGAUGGGAGUUUGCUAUUAAUCGGAGAAUGGAUGAAAGAUAAGACACACACACACACACACAAACACAAUUGAGAUGGAUAGUUGGAGCCUGCCCUGUCUGGGGUGUAUGUGUGUGUGUGUGUUUUACAGAGACAGUGUAUAAGGUCAGACUGAUGGCAGCUGCAGAAAAUUUCACCGCACAUGCCUCCAAGGUGCCCAGAGCAUCAGGAUGUUUUCCACCUUGUGGUUUCCAGGUAGAGGGUUCUGUCUACAACUGCCGCAGCUGCCAGUAUGACUCGUGCGAGUACCCUCUGGACUGCCCAGUCAAGGAAGUCGUGGUGGGGGAGAACAACAGGACACAGAUGCGGUGCGACGUCCUAUUUCCGUUGCCAGGUGACAUUGAGGUCGUGUGGAGGUACGCUGAGACAGAGACCCAGCUGCUGGAGCUGCUGAAGGAGGUGACCAUGGGUGCGGACCUCCUCUACUCCAUCCCCUCCGCCAGCCCCCAGCACGCCGGCACUUACCAGUGUGAGAUCUUCACUGAGGGACGCUCCAUCGUCAGGCAGUAUUUCUACCUCACAGUCAUCCCACAGACUGUAAUUGGCCACUCUGAGCUGCAGAGUCUAUUUGACCAGACCCUGGUGUCUGGAGGUCAGUCGCCCCAGGUGACCCCUGACCUCUGGGAGGGCUCACUGCUGCGCCUGCCGCCUCCUUCCCUUCUCACCGUGUGCCUCAGCGGCCUGCUGCUCCUCUUGCUCUUCUCUCUAGGGUCUCUGUUCUGGUGGUCAUUUCAGAGAGAUCCCAUUCAAUCGAAAGACUCUAGAGGUAUGCAGGGAGAAAAAUAUGUGUUUUUAUAGACGAGGCCCAUUGUCCACUGUACUUAGAUUCCGAAUUAAAGGAAAUAAUAAAAAAAGACUCUUUUGUGAC
Alosa sapidissima (American shad) is the source of this 1422-nucleotide messenger RNA. RefSeq names its product sperm acrosome membrane-associated protein 6 (gene spaca6). NCBI's taxonomy places the organism in Eukaryota, Metazoa, Chordata, Actinopteri, Clupeiformes, Clupeidae. Bases 669 to 1352 code for a protein of 227 amino acids. The record is from RefSeq and is a predicted model, not a curated record. Gene Ontology annotation, biological process: fusion of sperm to egg plasma membrane involved in single fertilization. The transcript has 9 exons.